Molecule: messenger RNA, 389 nt
Organism: Acaulospora colombiana
Lineage: Eukaryota; Fungi; Glomeromycota; Glomeromycetes; Diversisporales; Acaulosporaceae
Source: the annotation of a GenBank genome assembly
AUGAUCAAUGAAGAACAUGUUGCAGAAAUUUCAUCUUGGAUUAAUCGAAAAGAAACCACUUAUUCGGAAAUAGACAUUCCAUAUAAGUUUAAGUUAAUUUUAAGAGGAAGUCGUGAUGGAUUUAAUCCUCAAACUUUUUGGAAUUUGUGCCACGGAAUGCAAAGAACUGUAACGGUUCUAAGAGUCGCAGGAACAGAUGAAAUUCUCGGAGGAUAUAAUCCUUUAAUUUGGGAUAAAACAACUGAUGGAAUUUGGAUGAAGUCGAAUGAUUGUUUUAUCUUCUCAUUAAAGAACUAUAAAAUGAGAAAUUCAAUUCUCAGUCGAGUGAAGGUCAAUAACAACGCAAUUUAUAAUCCAAUCUGGAGUGUUCAAGACAAGUAUGGUCCAAA